Messenger RNA from Pipistrellus kuhlii (Kuhl's pipistrelle), 3063 nucleotides. RefSeq names its product DnaJ heat shock protein family (Hsp40) member C14 (gene DNAJC14). The record is from RefSeq and is a predicted model, not a curated record. Lineage: Eukaryota; Metazoa; Chordata; Mammalia; Chiroptera; Vespertilionidae. Gene Ontology annotation, molecular function: dopamine receptor binding.
UAGGCGUAGGUCGGCGUUAGCGACGAGGACCGAAGGCGGAAGCAGAGCUUGAGCGGGAGGCGGAGCCCGGGGAGCCGCUCUUAGUUGCCUUGGAUCUGGGCCCAGCGGCUCGAGGGGGGAGGAGUUACCGCCGCUCUUCGGCAUCCGAACUUACCAUGAUGGCUGUGACCUAAAAUCUUCUGGAAGCCAGGGGGUCAUGGCCCAGAAGCACCCCGGAGAAAGACAGUUGUGUGGAGCCCACCACAGUGGUGGUGCCUCCCUCGGGACUUUAGGACCUUCUCUGGACCCUGAAAUACUUUCAUUCUCAGGACUCAGGGACUCAGCGAGGCCUGCUCCUAAUGGUACCCGCUGCCUCACAAAGCAUUCUAGUCCUAAGUACACACAGCCUCCAAACCCAGCCCACUGGUGGGAUCCAAGCCAUGGCCCCCCAAGGGGUCCAGGACCCCCUAGAAAUGGAGAGGACCCUGAUCAGAGUGAGGCAUCUUCAGAAGAAGAGUCAGGAGUGGAGCAGGAACUCUCAAGAGAGAAUGAGGCUGGGCACCAGGAGGACGAAAACCCUUCUUUUAUUUCCAUUCCAUCUGCUUGCAACAGCCAGGGAACCCCUGGGGAUGAAGAGCCUUACUCUGGGGGUGGAGGAGACAACUCUUCUAGCAACUUUUGCCACCAUUGUAUGUCUCCAGCUUUAGGAGAACACGAAGAGUUGGAAGAGGAAUAUGAGGAGGAGGAACCCAAGUUCCCCAGUGAUUCUUCACGUGUGCCCAGUGGAAAGAAACCUCCACCCCGGAGACAGCGGCACCGGGUUUCAGCCAAGGACGAUACUUGGGAGGGUGGACGCAGGGAUCCCAGGUCCCCUGGGCGACAUCGGCUGGGCAGGAAGCGGAGUCAAGCGGAUAAGCGCAGAGGCUUGGGAUUAUGGGGAGCAGAAGAACUGUGCCAGCUUGGACAAGCAGGUUUCUGGUGGCUGAUCGAACUGUUGGUAUUGGUGGGAGAGUAUGUGGAAACUUGUGGCCAUCUAAUCUAUGCAUGCAGGCAGCUGAAAGGCAGUGAUUUGGACCUUUUUCGAGUCUGGGCAGGAGUCUGGGCAGGGCGACUGGGGGCCUGGGCCCAGGUAAUAUUCCAAUUUCUGAACCAGGGGUUUUGCUACGGGGCAGGGCUGAUCACCCGUUUUCUUAGGCUACUGGGUGCUUUGCUGCUUCAGGCUCUGGCCCUCUUGUUGGGCUGUCUGCAGUUGGGCUGGCAGUUUCUUGUGAGACUGGGUGACCGGUUGGGCUGGAGAGCUAAAGCCACCUGGCUCUUCUCUUGGCUGGAUUCUCCCACCUUACAGCGUUGUCUGAUUGUACUGCGAGAUAGCAGGCUGUGGCAGCAAAUGGUAAGGAUGGUUCAGUGGGGUUGGCUGGAGUUGCCUUGGGUCAAACAGAGGACUAACAGACAAGAGAAUGCACCUGGAGCUAGCGGUCGCUAUUACCAUCCUGAAGAGGAAGUGACUCGACUCUUGACCAUGGCUGGGAUUCCUGAAGAUGAGCUAAAUCCUUUCCACGUGUUGGGGGUUGAAGCCACAGCAUCAGAUGUUGAAAUGAAGAAGGCCUAUAGGCAGUUGGCAGUAACAGUUCAUCCUGACAAAAACCAUCAUCCCCGGGCUGAGGAGGCCUUCAAGGUUCUGCGGGCAGCUUGGGACAUCGUCAGCAACCCUGAGAGGCGGAAGGAGUAUGAGAUGAAACGAAUGGCGGAGAAUGAGCUGAGCCGGUCAGUGAAUGAGUUUCUGUCCAAGCUGCAGGAUGACCUCAAAGAGGCAAUGAAUACGAUGAUGUGCAGUCGAUGCCAGGGAAAGCACAGGAGGUUUGAAAUGGACCGGGAACCUAAGAGUGCCAGAUAUUGUGCUGAAUGUAACAGGCUGCAUCCUGCUGAAGAAGGAGACUUUUGGGCAGAGUCAAGUAUGUGGGGCCUCAAGAUCACCUACUUUGCACUAAUGGAUGGAAAGGUUUAUGACAUCACAGAGUGGGCUGGAUGUCAGCGAGUAGGAAUCUCCCCAGAUACUCAUAAAGUCCCCUAUCACAUCUCAUUUGGUUCUCGGAUGCCAGGCGCCAGUGGGCGACAGAGAGCCACUCCAGAUGCCCCUCCUGCUGACCUUCAGGAUUUCUUGAACCGGAUCUUUCAAGUCCCCCCGGGACAGAUGUCCAAUGGGAACUUCUUUGCAGCUCACCCUGGCCCUGGGGCCACCACAGCUUCCAAGCCCAACAGCACAGUACCCAAGGGAGAAGCCAAACCGAAGAGGCGGAAGAAAGUGAGGAGGCCCUUCCAACGUUGACACUUGUUUUCUUCUUUCCUCAAAUCAAUGUCAGGGAGUCCAAACACCUGUGUAUAGCACAGGAUGGAGUUUGAUUUCUUUAUUUAAAAAUGUUUUUAAAAAGGCAACUUUUAAGCUCAAAUUGUUCAUUCAGUAGGAAGCGCCAGAACCACUCUCCCUCCUCCACCAGUACCAAGGAACUGAAUCUUGUCUUCUGACAAUACCAAAGAAAUAGGGGGUGGCUAGAGCAAAGGACCUAGGGCAUGGACCCGGACUGGACAAUAUCUUCCAGUGGAGUGUGGGAACUGGGUAUUUCCCUAGGGUCUGUAUGCCUUUUUCUUGUCUUUUCCUUCUACAGCAACAGAUGACUUUCCUCCUCUUUUUAAAACUAUGAGUCUAUCUUAUUUCUUGACCCAUUUCAGGGCUCCCUCCUGAAUAUACUAGUUAGCCCAAUACUAGUUAAAAGAGAGAACAAGAAAGCAUGUAACCCUAAUUAUAGGAGAUGAGAGUUCAGAGUGGGAACUCUGAAUUUUUCCUGUGACUGUCACCUUGUGGGUAACUGCCGAACUUCAUGCUUGUUGCUGCAGGGAUGGCCAAAUAAUUAAAAAAAAAAAAUCAGACUCAUGCCCUCUGCCCUUGAGUGAGGGGAUAAAAUAAAGGGGCUCCUGGUAGCCCCCUUAUGAUCCAAGGGUUUGUAUUUUUUUAAGUUUGUUGAUAUUUGUAUGUACAUAACUAUUUAAAGCCAGGGGAUUAUCUUUCUAUAAAUGUGUAACUGGCAA